Molecule: messenger RNA, 3115 nt
Organism: Doryrhamphus excisus (bluestripe pipefish)
Lineage: Eukaryota; Metazoa; Chordata; Actinopteri; Syngnathiformes; Syngnathidae
Source: RefSeq, a predicted model, not a curated record
ACUCGUCCCGUCGGCACACGAGCACACGCGGGGGAAGCAGGCAGGCGGCAUAUCCGAGAGGGGCUGCAACCUCCUGGAAGAAGAGGAUGAGGAGGAUAGUAUGAGGAACAUGGUGGAGCAUCUCGGAGCGUUUUAGGCAGGAGGGAGCAUGGCGAGGGAAUCCACAAUGGCGUCCAGGAUUAACCUCCGCUCCGACUAGAAGCGCCCACGUUCACCUCCGUCGCUCAGUUGGGAAAUUCCAUAAUGUAAAUAUAUUGUAGUUUCUGGGCCAUGACCUCUCCUGGAUUUACUCGGACCACUCUUCUCCCCGUAGUUUGGAUUUAAAGUUUUGUUUGGAGCGGCCGGCAGCGGUGGCGGCGGCUGCUGCGGCCACGGCGGCAGGAGUUUACCGCCUGGGAGCGUUGGGAUAACCUUACAAGACGCCGCCAUGAGGAUUCCCGCCACCUCCUGUCUCUGCCCCUUUCUGGUGUGCCUUUGCUUCAUCCAGAGGGCCUACGGGGCGGGCCACCACGUUCCCGCCAAGGUGCUCGCCAAGGGCCAGACUAAGAACCAGACCGGGGAGACGGAGGUGCACCACAGGCCCAAACGGGGCUGGAUCUGGAACCAAUUCUUUGUUUUAGAAGAACACAUGGGGACAGAGGAGCAGUACGUGGGAAAGCUUCACUCCAACUCGGAUAAAGGCGACGGAUCCGUCCGCUACAUCCUAAGCGGCGAAGGCGCGGGGACGAUAUUCCUGAUCAAUGAGGUGACGGGGGACAUCCACGCCACCAGGAGCUUGGACCGGGAGAAGAAAUCGCAUUAUGUCCUGCACGCCCAAGCUUUGGACCGCAACACUGAGGAGGCGCUGGAACCCAAGUCGGAAUUCAUCAUCAAAGUCCAAGACAUCAACGACAACGCGCCACAGUUUCCAGAUGGACCCUUUGUAGCCACGGUGCCCGAAAUGUCUGAAGUGGGGACGUCUGUGCUGCAAGUCACCGCCACCGACGCAGACGACCCCACCUAUGGAAACAGCGCCAGGAUCGUCUACAGCAUCCUACAAGGACAGCCAUAUUUCUCCGUGGACCCCAAAACAGGGAUCAUCAGGACUGCCUUAGCCAACAUGGAUCGGGAAGCCAGAGAACACUACACUGUAGUCAUCCAGGCCAAAGACAUGGCAGGCCAAGUCGGCGGCCUCUCCGGAUCCACCACCAUCAACGUCACACUGACCGACGUGAACGACAACCCGCCAAAGUUCCCACAAAAAAAUUAUCAGCAGUAUGUCCCCGAAUCGGCUCAAGUCGGGAAGCCGGUGGGGAAGAUCAAAGCCAACGACGACGACCUCGGCGCCAACGCGGACAUCAAGUACAGCAUCAUCAACUCGGAGGGCGCCAACAUGUUCUCCAUUGCUACUGACAGGGACACAAAAGACGGAAUCAUCACGCUGAAAAAGCCCCUCAACUACGAGCGAAAGAAGACAUACACGCUGCACAUUGAGGGAACCAACACCCACGUGGACCCCCGUUAUUCCUACUUGGGCUCCUUCAAAGACACUACCACUCUCAAGAUCACAGUAGGCGACGUGGACGAAGCGCCGGUCUUCUCAUUGGAUUAUUACAUCAUGGACGUGUACGAGAACUCGCCGGGAGGCACGGAGGUGGGCGCCGUCACGGCUCGGGACCCCGACAGCAGGAACAGCCCCGUCAGGUACUUCAUCGAAAAAAAAGAAGUGGGUCCGAACUAUUUCCGAAUCGACGAGAUCAGCGGCGUCAUCAGGACCACGCAGCCUCUGGACCGGGAGGACACGGCUUGGCACAAUAUCACUGUGAUGGCCUCGGAGGUUGACAACCCUGGCCUCUUCAGUCACAUCCUGGUCACCGUGCAGGUCCUGGAUGUCAACGACAAUGCGCCACAAGUGGCCGCCGACGAGGAGAUCAUCGUUUGCGAGAGCACGCGAGCCGGACAGGUGAUCCAGACGGUCAGCGCCGUGGACAAGGACGACUUUGCCAACGGACAACGUUUCUCCUUUGCCUUGCCCAGCCAGAUGUCCGUUAAUCCCAACUUCACCCUCAAGGACAACGAAGACAGCACGGCGGGCAUCAUCGCCAGGCGGCGGCGCUUCAACCACCUGACCCAGGAGCUGUACGAGCUGCCCGUGGUGGUGUGGGACAGCGGGGAGCCGUCGCUGAGCAGCACCGGCACCUUGACCCUGCGCGUGUGCCCCUGCCAGCGCCACGGCAAGAUUCGCAUGUGCCAAGGCGAGGCCUUCCUGUCCUCGGCGGGCCUCAGCACGGGGGCGCUCAUCGCCAUCCUGUUGUGUAUCGUCAUCCUGCUGGCUAUCGUGGUUCUCUUCGUGACCCUGAGACGGAGCAAGAAAGAGCCGCUCAUCAUCUCCGAGGAAGACAUCCGUGAGAACGUGGUCACCUACGACGACGAGGGCGGCGGCGAGGAAGACACGGAGGCCUUUGACAUCAUCGCCCUGCGCAAUCCGGCUGCCGCCGAGGAGCUCAAGUUCCGUCGGGACGUCCGCCCCGAGGGGAGGCAGCUGUGCGGCGGGCACCGGGGCCACCGGAGUCCCUCGUUAGAGCUGGACGAGGUGGACGUUCACGAGUUCAUCAAACAGAGAUUGGUGGAGGCCAACAUGGACACGAGCGGCCCGCCCUAUGACUCACUGCAGACCUACGCCUACGAGGGCCAAGGGUCACCCACGGGGUCCAUCAGCCCGUUAGACUCUCUGGGCACGCAAUCGGAGCAGGAUUAUCACUACCUGGAUAACUGGGGGCCUCAGUUCCAGAGACUGGCAGAACUCUACGCAGAGGCAGAUUCAAAUAUGAAAAGUUAGUGUGUGAUUCCAUUCCUUUGGGAACCAAACCGGAUUGAAAUACCUUUGGAAUCUUUUGCGGACGCAGUGUGACGAAAUCAGAUCUCUCGUGGUUUUUACCUUCUCAUUUGAAGAAACCGCUUUUUUUUUUUUUUUUUUUUAAAUCCUGGCUCCUUCAUGUGGAACUACUCGAUCAAAUUUUGAGAAGAAAGAACACUAUGGGGAAAAAUGAAAGGGAUAUUUUCCUUGUGUAUAUUUUUUAUUGCUCAAUAAAAGUUCUGAUAUCCAUGUGGGUGGAUAUUACGUGAGAAAAGUGCA